Molecule: messenger RNA, 1318 nt
Organism: Apis laboriosa (Himalayan honeybee)
Lineage: Eukaryota; Metazoa; Arthropoda; Insecta; Hymenoptera; Apidae
Exons: 5
Coding region: 124-1281 (385 amino acids)
Source: RefSeq, a predicted model, not a curated record
GUGGAGGGGAGAAAUCGAUUUAAAAAACAACAUGUCACAUUUUCACUGGACAAACAUCAGGAUGUUAAUCAGAAUGGGCACGUAACAAAAAUCGAACUGGAGCUGGAGGAAGCUCCAGACGACAUGAUCUUCGUUGGAUCGAUGCCAUCCGAAUUGAACGUCACCAGUAAAAUUAAUUCGACCUAUCCGGAUGGUGCAGUCAUAGUCAGAGCAGAAGAGGCUUUGAUAGUUAUUUUGGUUCUCCUCCUUUGGGCUGCGGCAAUUGCAUUAUUCUUCAAUCGAUGGGGAAAAAUCAGAAUGUUAGAACCAUAUCAACCGAAAUUUCAACAACAACAUAGAUCAAGUUGUACCACAAUUGAACAAAAUCAACUUCAGAAUCGGCGCACAUUUUCGAAAUGCAAUAUACUCUGCAACGAUUAUCCGACGGGACAUGAAUUGAACUAUGCUUCGGGUCAAACGCGGCCGAGACAGAACAGCGUGUUCAUUGGCUCCAGUACAUCUUUGCUCCCAGGUGGUCAAGGUACACCGCGACGCACGAAAAGCGCGUUCGAUCUCCAAUUCUUGGUGUUUUCCGAGAACAAUACCGUGCCGGAUUCCUCCAUUGAAUCGGAUACACAAAGAAACUUUAAACAGAUCAGUGAAUCCACGAAAUUGUUGCAACGCGAGCGAAAGGCCAGCAUCUGCCAAACAUUGGACAGAGCCCCAGAAGCUAAGCCCUUGUUCCGGGAUAGAGGGAUGAGUAUCUGUCAGCUCGAUAGUUCCCCGAAAUCGUGGCAACGAGAUCGUGGGAUGAGCAUCUGCCAAUUCGAUAGGAUGGAUGUACUUGCCAGACCGCUUCAAAGAGAUCGCGGAGGAAGUAUCUGCCAUUUUGACAGAAUGGAUGUAUUGGCCAGACCGUUGCAAAGAGAUCGCAUAGGUAGCGCUUAUCACUUUGACAGAACAGACGUUCUGGCCAGGCCUAAUUUUUCCCUUGGCAAGUCGUUGCUGAAAGAGAGACGCGUCAGUAUGUGUAACUUUUUGGAGAAGGACGAGGAAACUGUGAGGACUAUUCAGAUGGAACGGCGUUUGAGCAGCAGUAACAUUGAGAAAAUCGUAAAAGAUGCAUCGAUCGAGGAAGCGAGGAAUGAGCAGAGAGGAAAACAGGAUAUAUUCGCUAAAUGCAUGUCCAAAGAAAAAAAAGAUACCUCUUAUCAAUUGGAUCAACCGUGUUGCAGCAAAACGGCCGACACUGUAUUUGGAUACAAGGCUACUUUUGAAUACGUAUCAAAGUUUCUUUCAUAAAGGCCAUCUAUUUUCUCGACACUUUAUACUACUUAUA